Messenger RNA from Chanos chanos (milkfish), 10295 nucleotides. It is a transcript of the gene wdfy4, whose product is annotated as WDFY family member 4. Gene Ontology annotation, biological process: antigen processing and presentation. The record is from RefSeq and is a predicted model, not a curated record. Gene Ontology annotation, molecular function: protein binding. The transcript has 62 exons. The coding region runs from base 82 to 9675 and encodes 3197 amino acids. NCBI's taxonomy places the organism in Eukaryota, Metazoa, Chordata, Actinopteri, Gonorynchiformes, Chanidae.
GUUUAGCUAGCGUCUCAUUGCCUGUCUGGACAUGGACAGAGAGAGGACUGCCCCCUCCUCUGAGCCUCAACCCAAAUAGUGAUGACUCCCACCAAACAACAGGAGAUUGACGGAGAAAUGGAGAGAAUUAAUAAGGAAACAGGAGAACUGAGCAGUUCUGGCGAGUCGGGAGAGAGCUCUGAGCUGAAGACAGACAAGACUCUGGAUGGAAAGAUGGAGGAAAUGUCUGCAGAAUGUGGAAAACUGCUCAGAGAACAGCUCUGUGAGCUCGGCAAAAAGGUCCAGCUACCCCAAGACCUCAGAGAUGAGUGCCUCUUCCAAGUUCUCCCUCUUUUCAUUCAGGCAUCUGAGAGCGGCUGUGUGACUGAAGAUUUAAACCUGAAGGAUUUGGCCUUAUUAACUGUAGAGACCCUGGUGUUUCACAUUCAGCAAAGAUUGACAGAGAGACCAGCAGAGGAUGCCCGUCAUGAGCUGGAGCAGUUUUUCCAGAGGUCUGAGGUGAACAGCUGUAAGGGAUGGCUCUUGUUAAAAACGAUGUCACUCCUGACUUGCCACGCUUCUGGCGUGAGUGCAGCGGGUGAGCCAAGCCUGUCCGCUGCGUUAGUGAAGUGCUUGUAUCUGUUUGUUGCUCUGCCUUCUAGAAUGGGCAAAAAUGGAGGAGACAAUGUCACAUCCUCUUUUCAGGAUAUGCUAAUUCAGGUAAUCCUACAGCUGUGCAGACAGGUUAAGUUUGUGGAGGAGCUGGUCUCCACAGAGGAGUUCCAGUGUCUUAUCAUAGCGCUUACCUCCCUGUGGGACCAGUGUAGUUCGUCAUGGCGACGGCAGGCCUCCUGCGUGCUCAGGGCCGUGUCUGCUGCUCAGGCUCCCAACACGGUGUCUGUUCUGCAAGCUAAGAAAUGCAUUAGGAUCUGCAUUCAGAAUCUGCAGAAGAUAGCCCUUCAGGUCCCGGGGCCCGUGUUGGCUGAAGUGGCUGUGAGUGUGUUCAGUUUUGUGAGGGAUUCAUACCCAAAUAACCCAGCUCUUUUCGAGGAGUUUGAGAACCAUGACGGCUACGCGGUCCUUCAAGCAAUCAUGUCCAGCUGUGAGAAGGAUGUUACAGAGGAGAACUUACAGCCCGUGGAAGACCUUCUGGGCCUCAUCGCGUCAUUCACGCUGUUUGGCAAAGCUGAGUUGAAGGUGGCCAUUUGUGUGAACAAUCCCCAGCCCCCCGGCUUUAAAUUCAACCCGGUCCUAACCGAAGGCUCCACCGUGAAAAAUCUCUCCGCUUUCCGAAUUCUCCAGUCUUCAUUCCUCCGCUCAGACAACGCGCUGACCUGCUGUCAGAUCCUCCACACGGUGCAGACCAUCUGGUCCUGGGACAAGGCUAACUUCUUCUUGCUGGAGUGGACGUUACAGUCCCUGGCGCAGGUGGCCGAGUGCGCCUGGAAGAAACCCCCCGCCGUCCAUCGCCUCUUCUUCGAGCUGCUGGAGACGGUGGUGUUUCAGCUGUCUUACAUCCCUCACGAGACGCUGAAGAAGGUACAGGCCGUGUUUAAGCAGAGCCCGUCGGAGAACUUCAACGCGGUCGCCCUGGAAUGCUUCUACAAGCUCGUGAUUCGUAGCGGGCUCCUGUCGGAGGUGCUGAGCGACGGGGGGCUGAUGGAGAUGCUCCUGGGAGAGCUCAAGAGGAGGGCCAAGAUUUUGAGGAAGGCUGGGAUUACGGAAAAUAAUAACCUGCCAAAAACGGAGGACUUUGAGAGGACCCUGACCUAUAACAUGCUGAAAGUGGUUGCGGCCCUGGCACUGCGGUCGAUACGAAGUACAGUGUCCAUUAGAGACCUGGGAAUGAUUCCCUACAUAAAGAUCUUUCUGAACGACGAGCGUCUGCGUAGCCCUGCGCUGUGCAUCCUGGAGCAGCUAUCAGAGAUUAACCCAGAGGAGUACAUGAGCACCACAAUAGGAGCACUCUGCUCCUCCACAGAGAAUGAACUACAGCUUAAACAGGAUCUCCUGCAGUCUAUCCUGAAAGUGCUGGAAUACCCUAACAGCUGGAAUGCCUUUCGGACAUCCGGGGGCUUCGACGGGCUUCUGUCCAUUGUGGUGGACAUGGAGGGCGCCUUGCGGGAGCAGCCGGAGGGAGUGUGGGCCUCCCUCAGCCGCCAGGCUGUCAUGGAGCUCCUCCUCCUCACCUUACACACCGUGGCUCUGGCCGUUCACGUCCACCCGGUCAACGCCCACUUCUUCCACGUCACCGACCGCUACGCCAAACUGGCCGAGGCGCUGCUCCAACUGGGAUGCUUCCGGAGCGGCUCUGCGGUCCACGCCGGCGCUUCUGAGGCGGAGCGCGCCCUCCGGAGGACUUUCCACCAGUUUGUGGCGUCGGCGGUGGAGAGCCAAGGACCUCCAUUGCCUCCACCCCUGCAGGACUGCGUCCGGUUACUCAGCUAUCUGGAAGAGUUUGCCACGGGGACUUCCCUGAUCACAGACCUUUGUGCCAGUGUCCAGGAAGGUUCGGAGACGGAGGAGCCCCAGGCUGCUCAGAGGGACGAUCAGCCAAGAGCCAGAGAUCAGGCCGGUGAAGUGGAGAGUCAGGGGAGAAGCAGAAACGCCGCUCUCAGUGUAUCAUCAGCCAGCCUUGAGUAUGGCGGCAGGCUUUCAGGUGGUCAAAGUAUCUUGCAUCCCGGUGCCAUCAAAGUCAUCAUGACUCUUCUACCAUGCAUAUUCUGUCCCAGUCACCCUCAGCUGUCCACGGAGCUCCAGUUAGCUGUGGCCCAUCAUGUGUUAAAUCUGGUGAAGUCGGAGCGAAACAGGCAGAUCAUGUGUGAGGCAGACCUGCUCUCUACUCUGCUGACUCACUGUGGAGACAUCCUCAUCGACAACACGCACACACUGCACCUGCCGGUGGUUCGCAUCCUGGAAAAACUGGCCUCGCACUCCAUAGACCACAAGUGUCUCAGACAUUUCAUGUGUCUUGGAGAUCCUCUGAUGUGCAGUGUGGAAACACUGACUCUCCCCUCCUCUAAUGAGGCAAUCCCACAACGCUCUGCUCCUGUUUCAAAUGGGCAUAGCACAGAUCAAGCUGAAUCCUCCACAGAGGAGGAGAAGAAAACAUCGAAUAAGACACUGAAAAGGAGCUUCAGUUUGUUGAAGACGUCGACCAAUAGCGGCUCAGCCAUUCCUCUUCAUCAAAUCAUCAGCCUCAUCUCAAUGACAUCACCACGGAGCUUCCGCCCUCACAAGGUCUCUGCCUGCCCAUCAUUCGUGGAAUUUGACAUGACUGACAGUGGAUAUGGGUGUCUUUUUCUGCCUUCUCUGGCCACGGUGAAAGGCGUAAGCGCAGACUCCAUCUCUACCGGCGGUGUGGGGACUGACUGUAGGAGCUUCCCUCCCUCCGCUGGCCUUUCUUUCUCCUGCUGGUUCCUGAUUAGCAGGUUUAGUGCGGCGUGUGACUCCCACCCCGUGCGCCUCCUGACGGUGGUUCGUCACAUGUCUCGUGCAGAGCAGCAGUUCAGCUGCCUGUCAAUCACUAUCUCUGCCCCCGACGGCUCAUUGGUCAUUACAACAGAUGAAGAGGCCUACCAGUUCUUAGACAUGAUGGAGCCAGAUGUGCGGACUCCAAACUCGCUGCCGGGAACCGUGCGGUUUAACUGUUCAAAACACCUGACGCCGGGGCAGUGGCACCAUGUUGCCGUAGUGAUAGCCAAAGACAUAAAACGCAGCUGCCGAGUCAUGGCUUACCUGAACGGGAGCGCUGUCGGAACGGCGAAGAUGAAGUACAUCCAGCCGUUCCCGGGCCAGUGCAUAUCCAUGGAUCCCGCGGCGGUCAUCGACGUCUGUGGGAUCGUCGGCACCCCGUCUCUAUGGAAACAGAACGCCGCGCUAAUCUGGAGGGUCGGGCCCACCUACCUGUUUGAGGAAGCGCUGAGUUUGGAUUCGGUCCAGGUUAUUUACGCUCAGGGAACAAAGUACUUGGGAAGCUACCUAGCACUUCAGAUACGAGGCUGUGACUCAGACCAUAAGGAAUCCACAGUUAGGAUGAUCCCGCCAGAGCGGAUCUCCUUCGGCAUAAACCCAGCAGUUUACACCAUCACUACGGUGGCAGAGAUCAGAGACCAGUACAACGAGGUGGACUGUCGCCUCAUCGCCAAAGAGAUGGGCAUUACAUCACGAGAUAAUUCCACACCGGUCUACCUGUUGAGAAAUAUCAGCCAACAUCUCAACGGAACGUCACGGACAAUCGGAGCUGCUCUGAUUGGUCGUUUCGGAGUCAGGACAUUCAUGUCAAACAGUGCCGCCACCAGCUUCCAGUAUAUCGGUGGACCUGUUGUUCCUCUCAGCCUGGUUGCCAUGGCUUCGGACGACAACUCUUUGUACGCUGCUGUCAAAGUUCUGCUCUCAGUGUUGGACACCAACCCUGUGAUGGCACAAGAGAUGAAACGUAUCGAGGGCUACAAGCUUUUUGCAUUCCUCCUGAAGAUGAAGUCUCAUUUGAUCAGUAACAGGACAUUCCAGUUGAUUCUGUCUGUCGUGGGCACCAUGGACCUGGGCUCUGGGAUGAUAUGUGUGCCAAACGCCAGUGCCUUCCAGGCCAUCCUCUGUGACUCAGAGGUGUGGCAGAAAACCCCAGACAAUCUUGACCUGGCUGUGUUAAAUCAUUUUGCUGACAUCCUGAAAUCAUCAAGCGUUAACCACCGAAAUGCUGAAAUCAUGCACAGUCUAAAUAUGAUGUUGAAGCUGCUCUUCCUGCAGCUGGGACCCACAGUCACCCAAAAGAAAGCCACAGUCAUAUGCGACAUCAUUCAGUGCCUACUCAUGGAACAUUUCAACACCAGAGACAUCACCAGCCUUGGACUCUUCCUGGUUUACACUCUGCUCCCUCCCACGCAAACCGAGGACAGCACUUUAAUGAAUAUACAGUCCCAAGCUUUAAGCCAGACACCCGCGGGAAUGGUCUGGAUCCGGAACCAGCUGUUGGAGAUGUUGUCUUCUCUAAUCAUCUCAGACAGUGCACUUCCCACGAAUAAUCAGGAGGAGAUCUUCUACAUGCUGGGAUCAGACUGGUUCCUCCUCUUCAUGCAGGGACGAAACCACCCAAGCACCGUCCUAUUGGCUCUGAGGCUGCUCACUCAUUUCCUGUCCAAUCAGAACAUUCUGUCCAAGUUUAGAGAGGGUGUGUCGCCAGGGACACUCAUAGAGAAAAUGGAAGAGCCAUCCAUUAUCACAGAUCAGUUAAAGGGAGCGUCAUGGUCAUACGAAUGUAUGAGCGGCGUGUGUCCGGGGUUCGACGUGCUCCAGAGGCUUCUGGUUCACCACGUGAAAAUCCCUCAGAUCUACAGCAUCCUGGCUGCGUUGCUGCUGGGAGACACCGGCUUCGAAACACCUGCGGACCAGGUUGAUCUUGAUGAAGUUCUACAGAGCAUAAUUGACAGCUCUAGUAACAAAAAGCAAGUCCAGCUUUGUCCUGAUGCGGCCUGCGUUCUUUUAGAGCUGGUUAAGUUCAUCAUCAACAAGCCCAUAACAGGAAGUGAAGAAGAUUGGGAGGUACGUUAUCCAGGCAGCUUGAUGCAGUUCCUGUGUCUGGUACACAGUCUUUACCCCCGAGAUCCCCUGUGGAUGUCACCCGAUUUCCUUACCUCAUUGGCCAGUGCUGUAUUCCCCCACGACAACCCUGAGCAGAACUCUUCAGAUCUCCACGGUAACGAACAGGGUGGGGGAGAGGCGGAGCCCCCGUAUCUCCGCCCAUCCCACCCCGCCAGGAAGCAGGUGUGUGACUUCAUUCGCAUCCUCCUGAUGGACAGCAUCAUCAACAUUCCAGCCAAAGAUCAACUCCACCCAGUCGUCCAGCUCCUGGAGUUCUCUCCAGACGGCGCAUCUCAGGAACAGAAACAGAGUUUCCAGACUGAGCUGUUGGACUUUCUGAUGAACAUCAUCCACAUGACCAGCCAGGAGGAAGGCCAGGCUACACACCUGGCACGAGAAGAUUCGCCCAAAGCUGGACCAGAGGGCAGAGUGACAACCCUGUUUGAAAAUGUGGCUGUGUUCUGUAAGAAACUGGUGGAGAAACUCUACGCAGGCAUGUUUGUGGUGGAUCCUCAACAGCUGCUCAUUUUCCUGGCAGAACAGAUUGUUGUGGCCAUGGAGAAAGGGCAGUCCCAGAGGGAGAUGACGGUCAGCAUUCUGUACAAAAGCUUCAACAGGGCCCUCCUCUACUUCCUGUCAAGGCCUAGACAGUCUCCCUCUGACAAACAGCUCAUUCUCAGGACGCUCCAAGUACUGCAGCAGCAGUGGGACGUCGUCAUGGCGACCUACAACGCCAACAUCCACUUCAUCACUUGCUUGAUGCAUUGCCUUCUCCUCAUCCGGUCUGGCAGCUUUCCUGAUGGCUUUGGGUGUGAAAUGCACAAAAAGCAUUCCAGAAAAAUCUGGAGACAUCUGUUCCCACACAAAAACAGCAACGUAGUGGUUCUAGCUGACGUUCCUGAUUCUGCUGAAGUGGAGUCCGAGCUGAUGAACCUGGUGGAGAGCACGUGGAGUAAGAUCGUGCUGGAGAGAAGACACUUUUUGGAGGAGGCUCAUAAGAUCGACCUGUCGGCCAAGCAGGCGGGUAGACUGGCCCCCGUCAGCAUGACCGACGUCUCCCCCCUGUGGGAGGAGAUCGCAAACAGAGUCUGGCAGCACUUCAUUGACUCUCAGAAGAAGAAAGUGAAUAACGGGCAACAGAGGAAAGUCGGUCUUCUGAGCAGCGCGGUCCGCUCGGCGCAAAAGAAACUGGGAAAAGACUCCGGCUGCACCGUGGAGCAAUUCCUGGAAGGUUUAGAAACUCUGCGAUACACCGGACAGGACAUAUUUGAACGCAUGCUGAAAAACCAGUUACAGGUGAGACUCAGUGAGAAUGAUCAUAUGAGUCAGUACUGGCUGAGCGUAGAGGAGGAGCUGCUGAGGGAGAGGGGCUUGUUUGGACCGGGCCCCGGGAUCUUUCUCAAACGGGGCUGGGUCCAAAACGCCGCGGAGGGGCCCAACCGGAUGAGAGCCCGCAUCCGCAGGAAGUCCCUGCGUCGCUCCAAAAAGUUGCCAACGCUGAACUCAGGCCUGUUACUGAAGACUACUGGUAUUGAAGAGAAUAGAGGAGUAGCAGAAGUCACUGACUCUGAUUCAGAGCUGAGGAUCCUGUGUGAGGCGGGAAAGGAAGCAGAUGAAGACUGUGGGCUGGACUGUGAGAGGUUAACCUUCUUCCCAGUGCUGACUGAUGCUGCGGCCCAGGCUGAAGACUUCUCUGUGCACUGCACAGAGACCCAGGUCAUUCUGCAGGAGCUGGUCCCAGAUGAGGAGGUGAAAACCAAAGCGUGUGUGGUCAUAGUUAACGGCCAUAAACUGAGAGAGGGCGUGUUGCUGUUUGGUAAGGCUGAUCUGUACAUCUGUGAGGAUUUUACUCUGACCUCAGCAGGAGACAUAUGCUGCAAGACCCAUCACUCUACCAGUAUAAGGGAUUCGUUUAUCUGUGGCAUGUUUAAGAAGGAGAAGGGUCCGGUGAGUCCCGGCUGCAGGCGCUGGUCCUAUGAGGACAUUAAAGAGGUCCAUUUUAUGCGCUUCCUUCUGGAGGAUAAUUCUCUGGAAAUCCUCAUGAGGAAUGGUUGCUCAGUGUUCCUGGUUUUCCAGAAUCGAGAGCACAUAGCUGUGUUUAAGAGGUUGAGCUCUGUAGUACCAUCAUUGAAAGCAAGAGGGGUCGCUGAGGCCAUUCACACUGUGAAGAAGACAGCAGGGGUUGAGAAGGUUGCUCUGUUGAAAUGGCAGAAAGGAGAAAUGAGUAAUUUCGAAUACCUCAUGCACUUGAACACCCUGGCUGGUCGUACCUACAAUGACCUGAUGCAGUACCCUGUCUUUCCGUGGAUUCUCGCUGACUACGAGUCAGAGACUCUGGACCUUUCUUCGCCUGCUACGUUCAGAGACCUGUCCAAACCGAUGGGCGCCCAGACGGAGAAAAGAAAAGAAAGUUUCAUUCAGAGAUAUAAUGAAGUGGAGAGCACAGAAGGUGACCUGUCAGCCCGCUGUCAUUAUUGCACACACUACUCCUCGGCCAUCAUUGUGGCCUCUUACCUGGUCAGGAUGGAGCCCUUCUCCCAGACGUUCCUCUCUCUGCAGGGCGGUUCGUUUGACGUUCCAGAGCGAAUGUUUCACAGCGUGCAGAAGGAGUGGGAGUCGGCCUCUGGAGACAACAUGAGCGACGUCAGAGAGCUAAUCCCGGAAUUCUACUACCUGCCAGAUUUUCUCGUCAACUCCAACAACUUUGAGUUUGGUCGCAUGCAGGAUGGUACCUCUCUGGGAGAUGUAGUUUUGCCAGCUUGGGCCAAAGGAGAUCCACAGGAAUUCAUUAGGAUUCACAGAGAGGCGUUGGAGAGCGACUACGUCAGCGCCCACCUUCACCUGUGGAUAGACCUGAUCUUUGGCUACAAACAGCAGGGUUCGGCCGCGGUGGAGGCGCUCAACGUCUUUCACCCCUACUUCUACGCCGACACGCACGACUCCGAGAGCAUGAAGGACCCGCUGAAAAAGAGCACCAUCCUUGGCUACGUCAGCAAUUUUGGCCAAAUCCCCAAACAGCUCUUCACAAAACCUCACCCCAGUCGAAUCGCACACAAGAACUCAGCAGGAAAGGAGCCAGCCGGGGCCAAUCACGUUACUCCAUUCUUCUUCAGGCUUGACAAGCUGAAGCCCUCUGUUCAGCCAAUUAAAGAGCUGUUGGACGGGCCAGUCGGCCACAUUGUGUGUGGGGAGAAGGAGGUCCUGGCUGUGGAGAAAAACAGACUGCUUAUGCCUCCUCUCUGGAGCGCCGUCUUCUCUUGGGGUUUCUAUGACAACACCUGUUCGUUUGGCAACUACAGUACAGAAAAGAGCUUUGCGGUGUGUGAGAGCCUGUCAGACUGGGGAGAGACUGUAUGCGCGGCCUGUGCCAACGCCAACACCAUCAUCACAGCAGGGAGCAGCACUGUGGUGUGUGUGUGGGACGUGUCCGUCAGCAGAGACAAGCUCAAACACAUGAAACUCAAACAGACCCUGUAUGGACACACGGACACGGUGAGGUGUUUGGUGGUGUCUGAGGCUCACAGCAUUAUCAUCAGUGGUUCCUCUGACCAGACCUGUAUCCUGUGGGACCUGGAGGAGCUCAGCUAUGUCACUCAGCUCCCAGACCACUCCACCGCCGUCUCUGCCCUGGCCAUCAACGACCUGACGGGUGAGAUCGUGUCCUGUGCUGGGACCCAUAUGUACCUGUGGACAAUGAAGGGUCACCUGCUGACCUCUUUAGACACUUCCUCUGGAUCAGAGGACAACAUCCUGUGCUGCUGUUUCACUCAGAAAAACGAGUGGGAUUCCCGAAACGUCAUCGUCACGGGCUGCGAGGACGGCAUCGUCAGGAUAUGGAAGACGGAAUAUACAAGAACACAAUUACCUGGACAUGAAGAGCAAACCGACUCCCAGGGGCAUGUUCAGUCCACAGAUCCGGUGGAAACGGACAGGACAGGUAGGACGUGGGAACGGCACCUGGUUCUGUGUCGGGAGCUGAAUCGGAGUCAGGUGGUUUCACGGAGACGCUACAAAAGUAAUCCAGCGGUGACCGCGUUGGCUGUAUCCAGGACACAUGGCACUCUGUUGGUUGGAGAUGCGUGGGGCAGGGUGUUCAGCUGGAUCUGUGAAGUAUAAGAAAAAACUCCCAGACCCUUAACGCGCCCUCAGUGCUUGUUCUCCGCAUGGGGAGUGGUAGACACAGGCUUCCCAGCCUUACUGCUGACUGGAGGAGACUGGAAUGGAGGCCUUUUGUGUGCGUGCGUGCGUGCGUGUGUGUGUGUGUGUGUGUGUGUGUGUGUUUGAGUGGUGACAUAUGGUUUCUUGGACGCGGUGAGGCCAGAAACAGAGCCCCGCUUAUUUAAGAAGUGAUUUAAGAAAUGAAUUAUGCUGCAGUGUUUUUUUUUAUCUUUUCUCCUCCGUCAGGGCCGUGUGGCAGAUCCCUUUUUAUUGUACAGCAGUUAUUGGGGUUUUCUUUUUCCCUUUCUUAGUAAACUGUCAGAAAGCCAAAGUGAUGUUUAUUUUAUGAACGUUCAUCUGCUGAAGUUUUAUACCCCGCCCAGCUGCAUACUAUAUUAUUACUUAGACAGUUUUGUUUGUUUGUUUGUUUGUUUGUUUGUUUAAUUGUGUGUCUGUGUAUUGUAAGCUUCCUGCUGGUCAUAUGGAUUUGUGCACUAUGUACACAUUCCUUACACUGAGCAGCAGGGUUCUGCUCAGAAAUAGAGUUAUAUGCUCAAGGACAUUGGGUAAGACGUCAU